Messenger RNA from Striga asiatica, 426 nucleotides. The record is from the annotation of a GenBank genome assembly. Lineage: Eukaryota; Viridiplantae; Streptophyta; Magnoliopsida; Lamiales; Orobanchaceae.
AUGCCAAAACUUGAAACAACUUCCCUUUGUCUUUACUCUGCAAUUCUGCUCAGCAAAUGUCUUCACGCACAGCACACAACGGGCAAUAUUAUGAGAUUUAAAUUAAAGAAUAAAAAAAAGACGGGCAAGCAGGAGGUGAUGGGUAAGUUGGCUGAGAUUUUGGAUUCAUUCCUUAGGAUGGCUUCAAGAUUUCACUCACACUGCCCGCAAACUGCCCGGAUGUAUUAUCAUCCUCCGCCCGUCCAAGAUCACAGCGCCAAAAUGCCCGCUUCUACUUGCCCCAUUAAUGAUACUACCGAUUUCAUUCUUUACACUCUUAUUGAUGAUUGGUUUAUUAUGAAAGAACAAAAGGUAUAUCUGAAAAAUAAAGGACUAGGCUCAUCCAAACCAUUGUUUGGAGGGUCAAAUCACGACGGCUGGGAAUAA